Mya arenaria is the source of this 955-nucleotide messenger RNA. RefSeq lists its product as uncharacterized. The record is from RefSeq and is a predicted model, not a curated record. Gene Ontology annotation, biological process: regulation of apoptotic process; signal transduction. Bases 1 to 831 code for a protein of 276 amino acids. Lineage: Eukaryota; Metazoa; Mollusca; Bivalvia; Myida; Myidae. The transcript is spliced from 5 exons.
AUGUUCACAGUCCCGGAAGACAAGACGGGUGAUGCUCCGUAUGAGAGAGAAUUGAAACUCAUCAGAGAAAGAUGUGAUGUGUCUGAAGACGAAUUCGAAAAGGGAUUCAGGUUAGAUACGUCAAACAUUAACCCCAAUAAAGCCACAGUUCAGAUAACUCUUUUGAAGGAAGCCGAUAAAUUAUUCGAAGAGGCAACACAAUGGGAGGGCAUCGUGUCUUUGCUGAUCCUCAGCGGAUCAUUAGCAACAAGGUGUGCAGUAAAAGGCUAUAUUUCUGAAGCUAAAGGUAUUCAACGCAAUACAAGCUGGUACAUCAACGACAUACUUGGUCAAUGGAUGAAAGAAAAUGGCGGAUGGGAAGGGUUCCCCGACUGGGCAGAGCGGUUCAACGCGAACGAUUCUGGAUCUCCCAUGCAGGAAAAGAAGCAAAAGAAGCAGCAUACGCUACAAACUAUAAUAAAAACGGUUAAGAAUAAAAUAAAGAAGGACAUCAAAGCAACAGGCCAUUCUGAGAGCAGUUACUGCCUGACUGACUUUGCUAUGUCACCAAAUAACCCCUCUGUGCCACACAUUAUCGAGAAAUGUGUCGACUUUAUUGAGGCAGAAGGCUUGAACGCAACGGGUAUUCAUCAAAUACCAGGAGACCAGGAUCAAGUGGACUUUCUUAAAGCUCGCUUUGAGGAAGAUUCUAAUGUGGACAUCUCAACACUGGGAAUUGAGGUGCAUGCGGUUGCCAUGGUGCUUAGGAAGUUCUUUGCCACCCUCACCGAACCGCUAGUACCCGUCUCUAUCUACGAGGAUCUCAUUGAGGUGUCAUGUAAGUGUUUUUAAGUUGCGUUUAUACUCGGUUGGGUUAAUAUAGCAUCAACAUGAUUCCUCUAAAUAAUUAUGUAUGGCAUAAAGUAAGUGAUGUUUUUGGUGUUACAAACAAUUCAGUCAACAGUUUGAAAAAUAA